This is a messenger RNA of Folsomia candida, 2060 nucleotides long. RefSeq names its product sphingomyelin phosphodiesterase. Gene Ontology annotation, cellular component: lysosome. Gene Ontology annotation, biological process: ceramide biosynthetic process; sphingomyelin catabolic process. Bases 47 to 1888 code for a protein of 613 amino acids. The transcript has 8 exons. The record is from RefSeq and is a predicted model, not a curated record. Gene Ontology annotation, molecular function: acid sphingomyelin phosphodiesterase activity. NCBI's taxonomy places the organism in Eukaryota, Metazoa, Arthropoda, Collembola, Entomobryomorpha, Isotomidae.
AUGCAUUUAGUCCUUGAUUAUUCGGGGUCAGGAAAACAGCACCAUAAUGAAAUUAGGGUUGGCUUGUUUGAGCGUUAUUACCCUGAUUUUAGGGACAACAACGGUAUCGCAAGGGUUUGAACUAGACUGGAGUGACCCACGGUAUCAAGAAUUAUACGAGCACAGAUUCGAAUUUCAAGACUGGUUCCUCCAAGGAUUUUAUGGUCGACGAGGACAAACGCGAAAUCCCAUCACAUGCGCCCUAUGUGAAACUGCUCUGUCAGUUAUAAUCGGCUGGAUUCGAAAUGGAGAGCCGCUAGAGCAAGUUACCACCAAAACCAUCGAACUCUGCAAAUCCUUGAAUAUUGUUACGGAAGAUAUUUGUGAUAUGGUCGUCCCCAUCUAUGCGGAUCCAUUGUACUACAUGGUUACUCGCCACAGUUGGAUCACCGUAUUUGAUGCAUGUGGAAUUGUUCUAGGAGGAGAUUUACUUCCGGGAUGUUUUAACAUGAACCAUACUAUGACGGAUUGGGUCAUCGACUUGGAUUAUGAGAUGAGGCCUCCAGUGAUUGAGCAUCCACUUGUCCCGGCUGUCCCAACCGUCAAAGUUAUCCAACUCACCGAUAUCCAUCCAGAUCUUCAUUACGUAGAAGGAUCACUAAAUGAUUGUGGUAAACCUUUAUGCUGCCGACCUGACCCUCGUGAUGAUCCCACCAACAGUUCCAUCGCUGCAGGACCCUGGGGCGACUUUCUCUGCGAUUUUCCCAUGACAAGUACUCGGAACGUGUUCAUUGAGGCUGCCACAACACAUCCGGAUGCCGACUUUGUGCUCAUGACAGGAGAUUUAGUUCAUCAUCAAAUCUGGAAUACAACCGUUGAAGACAACAUGUCCCAUUACGUGGCUUUCAUCAACGCAUUAAUGGAAGCUUUCCCCAACACGCAGAUUUAUCCAGCUCUCGGAAAUCAUGAGCCACAUCCAUGUAACAUGUUCCCACCUUCAGACGUUUGGGCUGACUAUGACCUCGCUUGGAUGUACAACUUUCAUGGCGAUUUGUACCAAACUCAGCUUACUGCGGCGGCAUUAGCUACUUUUCGCCGAGGAGGAUAUUACACACAGAUACACAAACCAGGUUUCCGAAUUGUGACCUUAAAUACAAACUUUUGUUACACCAACAAUUUUUGGAUUCUUUGGAACGCUGCUGAUCCUGAAGAACACUUGCAGUGGUUCUCAAACACAAUGUAUGCUGCUGAACGGUCAAACGAAAAAGUUUGGAUUGUAGGACAUGUUCCUCCAGGCGGCAAGGAUUGCUGGAGUAAAUGGAGUUCCCAAUUCCUCCGAGUUAUCAACCGAUAUCAAAACAUAAUUCUGGCCCAAUUUUACGGACACACGCAUAAUGACGAAUUCAAAAUCUUUUUCGAUGACUCGAGGGACCCACCUCAACCAACAGGAUCUCUAUGGAUUGGGGCCAGUGUCACACCUUACACUGACUUGAAUCCUGGAUACAAAGUAUUUUAUGCUGACGGUGUCCGAGAAAAUGCAACCUGGCAAAUUACCGAUCAUGAAACUUAUGUCUACGAUUUGGCUGCUGCAAACGAAGCUGGGUCCUCUGUCCUUCCAGCCUUUUACAAAGAAUACUCUGCAAAGGAAGCGUACGCUGUUGAAGGAUUUACACCUGCCAAUUUGUGGGAAUUUGUUAAACGGAUGGCAGUGGAUGAUGCAUUAUUCCGCACUUAUUACAGGUACUGGUACAAGGACUCUGGAAAAGAAGAGUUUGACACUGACUGUCCAUCCACCGGAGACGUGUCGCAAUGCAAAUUCGAAUUCCUAUGCGAAAUUGUAAACACAGAUUAUACGAACAAGCAUUGUGAUAUUCUCAAAGGCCUCGCUGCAGCUGCAACUGCACAGUAAUUCAUUCAUUCUGGUUACGAAAUAGAUAGAUGAUAGAAUUCUGUUCGGCUGUUGCAACUGCAAGCUAUUUAUUGCAGCCAAUAUAAAAUAUGUCCUCAACAAAAUACAAAUCAGUUUACUACAGCUGCAUAAUAAAUGCAAUGUUUCGCUUAAUCAGCAUUGCAAAACUGUU